GCCUGUUUUUGUUGUGCAACGUAGCUGAGAGGGAACCAAGGAGUAGUGUGUGAAUCCAUGCACGUGUUAGACAUAUCUUAUGUUUGAUUUGAAAUGGGAAAUGUGUGGGGUUUAGACCAGUGUUAGCUUUAUCACCGUGGACCAGGAGAGGCCAAGAGCACGUCAAAAAAAAAAAAAAGACAGGUGGGAAGAGUAAGUAGCCAUAGUAUCAAGUGCGGUUACUGAAGGGUGACAGCCAUAGGCCUGACUCGGUCUGUGAGUCCGCUAUGCUAUAAGAUGGCGUCCAGCUCUGUGUUUCUGUCCAGUAUGGUGGGAAAAGCUCGCUCCUCCAACUUCACCCUCUCCGAGAAGCUGGACCUGUUGAAGCUGGUCCGCCCUCACAUCCGCAUCCUGGAGGAGCACACCAACAAGCAUGCGGUCAUCGUGGACAAGAACAAGUGCUGGGACACUGUGGCUGAACAGUAUAACGCCCUGGGAGGGGACAGACCCCAUCGCACCGCACAGGGCCUCAGGACCCUUUACAAGAGGCUGAAGGAGUCAGCCAAGCAGGAAGUGAUGCAGCGGAGACACGCCCAGCCAGAGUACAGAGCGAGCAUCUCCGAGCCAACUAGGAGAAUUAUGGAGAUGAUCCCUCACCUGUUUCACCAUGUGCCCAUCCACGAAAAGGACCAGGCACUGCGCAGAUUAAUAUACAGCAAGCACAGCUCUCCCAUCGAACAUCCUGGCAGCAGCUCCUCUCUGGCUGGACUCCAGGAUUACUCAGCAGCUGUCCCAAGUAUCCCCCAUGAGGUGGUCCAGCUGGACCCUGAAGAGGAUGUCAAACCACCGCCAGACCUCCCCAUCCUCUCCACACACACAGGGCCAGGGCUGGACGGAGGCCAGGAGCGGGAGGGGGAGCAGGACUUGGGCAGCGUCCACGAUUACGAACCAUCCCUGUCUCCCACCCCUUCCUCCGUCAACAUCCCCCUCUCCACAUCGCCGCUGCCCUUACGCCAUGACCUCUACCCCAACGACAUCUACACUCACCACGAGCCCGACAGGUUUCGCCCUCUGCACCUGGCCAAAGAGGAGCAUGAGUUGGUGUUGGCCAAUCACAGGAAGGUGGCCCUAUACUUGGAGGAGAAGAGGGAGGGCCUGAAGAGGAAACAGGAACUGGAGGAGGAACUUCUGAGAGCCAAGAUCAAAGUGGAGAAGCUUCGGGCUGCUCGACUGAGACACGGACUGCCAAUUCCUCUAUAACAAGCAUGAACACGCACAUCUGUGUUAGAAAGGGAGAGGCUCUGAGGAGUUUGAGGUGCGGAGCAAUCGCAUCAGUUCCAUGUUUGAGAGCCGUUUCAGAACUUCAGUUUCUUUUGGAAACAUAGUGCCUCGUACAGACACUGAAAGCCUGAUUGCGUAUUGCAGGAUAAGGCUGACUUGUGUUGCCAUCAGUCUUUGUCUACGCUUGUCAGUGUUAAAAAUCUGCCGGUGUUCUCUAACUCAUUGACAGAAACGGCAACAAAACUUGUACUGUAGAUGCUCACAUUACAAACACUGUGACAGUCCAAAGUAGAUCAAAUAAAUGUGAAAGGUUUUGGAAGGGAAUGUUAGUAGUAAUGAGUGACGUGUACCGUGAUGUCCUGGUGCUUUUCCUGCUUACAGUAGAUCUGUAUCAAUAUGUAUCCAUGGGAAUUUCAGCACGGUGUUAAUGAUCGUCAUUAUUCAGGAUUGUUAGAGAAAUUAUUCUCAUAGCAUUUACUCUAAUGAUAUACUGGAGGGUCAUGUUUUUGAGUCUGCCCAGAUCAUAUCGAGGGGUUGUUUAGCACUCUGUUCAUUCUUUGUAAAGAAAAUUCCCACUUGAUCUGACAUCUAACUCAGAUGUGAUAAACUAAAGAGGCAUUUCCUUGUAGCACUUUUAGGUAACCAAAUUAGGGUUACUUUUUCUUACAGUUAUGUUAAGAAAUGAAAGAGAAAAUGAAAGCGGUGGAAAAAGAAGCACUCCAAACCAACUUUUUAUAGAAGUGAGAAAUUUUCAGUCACCCAGAGUUGAAAUUAAACUGUUGAAGGCCUUAACACACGAUUCCAAUGAUGGCAAAUCCUGUGAAGUGAGUUGCUGAAUUCAGAUGGAAGUGAGUCAAAGAUGUUCAAGUCAGAAAUUCUCUGUGGUUGCUGAAUUUGUGGCCAGUUAUGUGAUCAAAAGAAGGGAGAUGUGGAAUUGGUUUUGUGAUGUUAUUGUUAUUUAAUGUACUGUAUGUGACUAAAGCAUUGAUUGUAUUGUGAUGUUGGUAAACGAGUGUUGUCAGUCUCUUUCACAGUUUGUCCCUAUGUUCAUGUAUUUCUAUAAAAA
This is a messenger RNA of Chelmon rostratus (copperband butterflyfish), 2326 nucleotides long. RefSeq names its product fibrinogen silencer-binding protein (gene fsbp). The transcript has 2 exons. The coding region runs from base 277 to 1239 and encodes 320 amino acids. The record is from RefSeq and is a predicted model, not a curated record. NCBI's taxonomy places the organism in Eukaryota, Metazoa, Chordata, Actinopteri, Chaetodontiformes, Chaetodontidae.